Molecule: messenger RNA, 1577 nt
Organism: Cherax quadricarinatus
Lineage: Eukaryota; Metazoa; Arthropoda; Malacostraca; Decapoda; Parastacidae
Product: probable glutamate receptor
Cellular component (GO): membrane
Molecular function (GO): ligand-gated monoatomic ion channel activity
Source: RefSeq, a predicted model, not a curated record
ACUAUCUUGGGACCCAUGGCCAACCUGUUCCAUAUCUUAGCACAAAAACUGGGUUUUCAGUAUGAGCUGGUGCAGCCGGAGGAUAACAUGUGGGGUGUCCCUGAUGCUGCUGGUAGCUGGUCUGGGAUGUUCGGCAUGCUACAGAGACAGGAGGUGGAGAUGGCGGUGGGGCCGUUCGCCGUGUCACGAGCCCGGGAGACCGUGUGCGACUUCUCUGAGGCCUUCUACAGUGAAACCUUCGCCAUACUGAUGAUCCGACCCAGUCUUCAAAGUGACUGGUCUGGCUUCCUCAAGCCCUUCACCUCCGUAGUAUGGUCACUGCUGCUGGCUGCUGCCGUUUUCAUCAGCGUGACUUUCAGCUUUAUUGCCCGACAGGAGAGCAAGAUCUUCAACGUAUCUCACAGAAACACUGUGGCCAGCACGGUCAUGUGGGUGCUGAGGACGCUCUUGCAAGAUAGCACAGAUGGUCUUCCCGAGACUGAUGGAAUUCGAUUGGUAGUUGUGACCUGGCUACUGGCCUCACUGGUGUUCAUGACCUCAUACUCUGGCAUCCUGACGGCAAUGCUCACCGUGCCCAAAGUCACCAUACCCAUAGACUCCAUUGAGGACCUGGUGGCUCAAUCGGCCCUCCCAUGGCGCCUGGAGGCUGGUUCAAUGCUGUAUCAGUACUAUCAGGAAGCGACGGAGGGGAUACGGAAGGCAAUGUUUGACGGUCGUGCUGGUGCCUUCAGAGACUGCUGGCAGGACAGGUCACUCAUCGCUGGAGGUCAGUUAGCUGGCGUCUGCGACAAAACCACCAUGUACAAGGCCAUGUCCUGGGACUUCAGUACCUCGGGGCAGUGUCACCUGUAUAUCUCCCGAGAGGCAGCAUAUACCAACGUCUUGAUAGCAAUGGCCUUCAAGAAUAACUCUUCCUAUAAAGAAAAAGCUGAUUAUUGGAUUCGGAGAGUGAAGGAGUCUGGCUUGAUAGACCUGUGGUUGAAGAAGGAGACGAGCAACACAUCACAGUGCCUGCUGCCGCCCUCCGUCAGUACCUCGUCAGGCUCGGUCUCCUCCCUCGACCUCAACGCUUUCGUUGGUUCCUUCCUACUGCUGUUGGCAGGUCUGGCCUCGGCGACGCUGAUGUUUCUGCUAGAGUUGUGUGUGACCAAUGUACUCAAGAAGCAGUACCUGUACUGACGGCGGCAGUGCUGAUGUUCCUGCUGGAAUCACGUUCGGUGGAUAUUCCUGACGAAGCGAACACAACCGUAAAACCUUGCUACUACUUCCUGACGAAGCAGAUACCACCGUAUAAAAUUGCUCCUGCUUCCUGACGUACCAAACACCAUCUUAUAACCUUGCUCCUCUCAUGUCAAGACAUUAUUCUGAUUCAUCACAACUUAGAACGAGGAGCUGCAUGGUGGCGAGGUAUUUUUUUUUACGGCACAGUGUUCAUAAACUGCAGCGAGCCUUCAUGACCAUUGAUCUACCUACAUACGUCAUGCAGCUCAACCUCUCGUAUCACCCACUCACUAAAAAUAUUAUAUAUAUAAUUUUGAAUCUAUUUUGGACCCCAUAUGCAUGAUUUUUUAAGUAAC